Messenger RNA from Morchella sextelata, 786 nucleotides. RefSeq lists its product as uncharacterized. The record is from RefSeq and is a predicted model, not a curated record. NCBI's taxonomy places the organism in Eukaryota, Fungi, Ascomycota, Pezizomycetes, Pezizales, Morchellaceae. The coding region runs from base 1 to 786 and encodes 261 amino acids. The transcript has 3 exons.
AUGACGCCAAAAGAAGCGACAAUAAAUCUUAUUGAGAUUGCUCUUCCCGAACAUGUUAAGUACGAGGGAGAAUUCGAUGCAUCAAGAUACUACAAUGCUUUUUAUACCAAGAUCAGGCGUCUUAACAAGAUCUAUUUUAUGAACUUAUACCCUGAAAGUAUAGACCAGCUCAUGAGAUCAAAUGAUUACAAACUUAUUGAGGUACAAUCUGUUUGGGAACUCUUGAAAGAGUUGGGCGGAGACUCUACAAAGCAAGAUAAAGAUAGGGUAGUGGUUAAAUCGCCCGGGGGUCUCGUGAAUAAUUCGAACGGAGACUUUCCCGAGGGCAAUAGAGCUGAGGCAGGAAUUACUUUAACCAGGGUUGACUGUAAUGGUAGCGGUAGGGGCCCGCCUAUUAGGACUGAGACGUCCUAUAAUUUAAGACCUACCAAAUCUUCAGCCAAUCUUGAACCAGGACCGUCAAAGCUUACAACCUUGAAUACGGCCACGCCCUCUGUCGAAAUACCUAGCUAUAGUAGCGAUACCUCAAUGAUUGUGUGGUGCAAAAAACGCUCGACUCUCGAUUCAGAAGACCAGGACUGUUCAGAAGAGCGUAAGCUCGAGAAGGCUCGUGAGCAUGAACUAGCAAUCAUCCAUGCGAAGGUCCGUCUUGUGGAGGCCGAGAAGGCUCGUGAAUGUGAUCUGGCGGUCAUCAAUGCGAAGAUCCGUCUCGCGGAGGCCCAGACUGAGUUAGCCAGGGUCCGAGGGAUUAUCAAAGGAAAUGAGAAGGGACUCUCUGUGUUGUGA